Molecule: messenger RNA, 4739 nt
Organism: Leptidea sinapis
Lineage: Eukaryota; Metazoa; Arthropoda; Insecta; Lepidoptera; Pieridae
Product: dynein axonemal heavy chain 2
Exons: 26
Coding region: 11-4639 (1542 amino acids)
Source: RefSeq, a predicted model, not a curated record
AUAAUAAUUAAUGAUGGCGGAUGCUCCUGAAAGAGUCAAAGCGACAUGGAGCGAUGACCUAAGUCGCAAUUCGGAGGAAGAGAGAGAGCGCGAACGACAGCUCCAAUUAGAACUAGAACUCGCCAAGCUUCCUGUGAAGCCAGUUUAUCCUCCCGAAGAAAUGCAGAAGUUAGUUUCAUAUGUAGUGGACAUGACGACUCUCUACGAUCUCAGAGAUGAAGACUGGAACGACGAGGCGAAGCAUGCUAUAGAAGAAUGGUUCACAGAUCCCAAAGCUCUCAUACUCUGUGUUUACUUCAAAGGCGAAAGACUUAAAGCUGCUAGUGACAUUCCACUCAGUCCUGUGUAUGAUCUCACGUACUUCAUCAGACAACCUGAUUACGUGUUCAAAGCCGAAACAUUCCAUGACGAUGUCGUCUUCGGCACAUUCGUGGACUCUGUGGAAUCAAAUAUGAUCAAAAUACUGGAAUUCGUGUACGCACCAUACUUUUUUGCAGUCACUACUUGGCCGGAUAGUGUCAAGAGUGAAUUCUGCUCUCAAAUCCACACAUUUCUGGCAAAACUAACGGACAUGUACUACAAGAUGCUGGGUAUUACGGUACUUUAUAUACCACGAGAAGGUGAACAUUUGUCUUUCGAAGCAGCCAGCGUUGACAGGGAGUUGGUUAAACGUCUGGAAGGUGUGGUCGUCUACUGGACACACCAAAUUAAAUCUUGCAUCGAAGAUCAAUCUUCAGUGGCGUCACAAAACGAGCUGCUUUGUCCAAGCGAUGAAUACGAUUUUUGGGUGUACAGGCAUGAAAAUCUCAGUGCGCUUGUCUACCAACUGAAGAAUCCAGCUGUGAAGCACAUAACCAAGAUCCUUGUCACAACGCAUUCCACGUUUAUUCAUCAAUUCCAAUCACUGUGCGAAGAAAUCUAUCAGAAAAUAAAAGAAGCCACGUCCAAUAUUGAAUAUCUCCAAGUGAUCAAACAGCCUUGUGCUAUUUUAGAAUGUGUCGUUGAUCCUGACGAGAUAUCCAACCAUAUUCCAUUAAUUAUGAAUCUUUUUAGAUUUAUAUGGAUGGAAUCUCCAUACUACAAUUCAGAGACCCGUAUUACAAACUUGUUUAAGGCAUUGAGUAACCAGAUUAUAAUUUUAUGCCGAAAUUAUAUUAAAUUGGAGGAUCUUUUUGACGGGGAAACGAAGAAGGCUUUAGGAGAGUUCAGCAAAUGCAUCGAUUGUUGCAAGAAGUACAGGGAGAUUUAUGAUAUAAUGUCGGAGGCACAUAGUGAAGCAAAGCCUGGCACUUGGGAACUUGAUACUGGAGCCAUUUUCAAUUAUAUCGAUUCUUUCGUACAGCGAUGCUUUGAUAUGUUGGACAUCUGUAACUGCAUGAUUAUAUUUGGCAGGAUUGACGAAAUGGAAGUGAUAAACAAGCCAAUGUUCGGAGGCGCCCGCGGUGAUCAGUUCGAAGACAAAUGUGAUCAGAUCGAGCAUAUGUUCCACGACGCUCUGGAUAACGUCAAGUCAGUGUCGGCCACCAUACUAGACGUGCAGGCGCCGUCGUGGUACGACGAUAUAUUACAGUUUCGGACUGUCAUAAAGGAUAUCGAGAUCAUAAUUGAAAACCUUGUGGAAUCAGUCUUCGAAGGAGUCAAUCACGUGGAGGAAGCUGUUAUAGCUUUGUACUCACUUCACAAUUAUUCUAAGCGAAAGAGCUUAAAACGCAUUUUCAAACGCAAAACAGCUGAGGUCUGGGCAAUGUUCAGUGAUGAGGUACAGGAAGCCAAAAAGGACAUGGUGGCCUCCCGAGGACAACACCCUUCAGAUCUGCCGUCGUUCUCAGGACGGGCUGCAGUGCUGCGUAUGCGAAGAAACAGACUUGCUUAUCUGAAGAAGGUGAUGACGGACGCAUCAGUGUGGCUGAUGGUGUGCAGCAGCUCUGAAGACGUGAUAAUGCACGUGAAUCGGCUGAUGGGAGCGAUUGAUGUCGCCAUCAGGGAGCUGUGGAUUUCUUGGACCCACAAUUUAGACGAAAAAUGCGGAGUGGGCCUCAAUAGAACACUCAUGAAGAAAAGCGCUGAGAAUCCUGGAUUGCUGGAGUGUAACAUUGAUGUCAACAUAUUGGAGUUAUGUAAAGAAGCCGCCCACUGGGAGAAUUUGAGGCAAGAAAUUCCGAUGCAUGCCUACGCGGUCUACAUGAAGAGUAAGACUGUGUUUUACGUGUACGAGAGUGUACUGGCGGUGGUGAAGGGCUACAAUAAGAUCCUGGAAUCCUUGUCGGACGAGGAGAGACUUCUGUUCAAGCCGCUGACGUCGGCAUGUGAAAAGAAAGUCCAACCUGGAAUCGUUAAAUUAACAUGGACUUCAACUAUGUCGGAUGCGUAUAUUGCUGAUUGUGUAGUACAAAUCGGUGAACUUCAAGAUUUCUUGACAACUUAUAAAAACUGUAAUUUAAAUUUAGUUAAAAUUAUGGAGAAAAUUUGUGACACUCCACUUAUAGAAUUCGAUAUUUAUAACGUUUUUGAAAUCAAAGUUCUUAGAGAGACCAUUCGCAACAUGGAAAGUGCAGCAGUUACUAAGAUACUGGAUAUGUAUAAAGAAGUCGUAGUUUAUGUUAUUAUUGUUUACGAGGGAUUUGAGCCGUACAUAGGACAGAUGGUGGAGCACUGGGUGAAAUAUGUUCGAAGAUUUGAUCGUCAGAUGGAAGAUGCACUGCGCUUGUCUAUCAAAGCCACUAUGCAAAACAUGUAUAAAUGUUUACACGGAGAUGGAACAAUGGCACCGUCGCCUCUUAUCAAGAUGAACCUCUACCUCUCCGGUAAGGACAUAAUUUAUAUUCCAACUAAAAGUGAAAUAGCCGAAACAUUCACAACAGUGCUUGAAGAAAUCAUCCACAUAAUGGGCACAAUUCCUAGAUUAUUCGAGAAAUUUGGACUGCCUGCAGGAGGAUUAAAAAAGUUUACUGAAGUAAUUCGUAAUGACGCGGACUCGAAUAAGCUCCAAUCUCUAAUCAACACUGAGAUCGAGUUCAAUAUAUCACUUUUAUUAGAUCAUAUUCGUAUGUGGGAACCGUACUCACAUAUAUGGAAGACAGACAAAGACGAAUUUCUCGAGCAGUACCGGAUCGAAGGACACAAGGCUGCUGAUUUUGAUGCUUUAAUUAUCAACUACAGUAAUCUCGCAAAUGCCGUUCAGAUUCAAGAAACAAUUAAUCAAAUCCAUUUUAUUACCUUGAACUCAAGUAAUCUUAAGAAAUCAAUAAUAGCACAUUGCCUAGUAUGGCAGACGAAAUUGGGCGAACUGCUACGAAGAAUAACUGAAGCGGAUAUCGACGUUGUUUAUGAGUACAUUGAAAGGAGUAGUGUUGAAGCAAUGACUAUGCCUGUUGAUUUAGCUGAAUUAGCCUCAGCAAUGGCUACUUAUGAAAGGCUGAUGUCAGAGAUAGCCCCAUUUGAAAAAACAUUUCCCCCGAUCACUGAUCAGAUGCAAACAUUAGCCAAAUUCGACGUAGAAUGCAGUUCGGAUAUGCAGAGUCGUCAUGAAAACAUUCCAAUUGUAUGGACAGAAUACUUAAAUUUAUUAGAAGAGGCUAAAAAGGCGUUGGAACUGAAUAAAGAUAAAUUUAAAGCCGAACUCUUGGAGCAAGCAGAGGAAUUUAAAGAAGCCGCUAAGGAAUUUUGUGAAGAAUUUUAUACUACAGCACCAACAAGUUCUGACGUUAGUGGAAAGGAUGCAAUGGCGCAGUUGAAAGCAUUCAGAGAGCAAUUGAAUGCCCUGAGAGCACAAGAACAACAGAUUAGAGAUGGGCUUGCUGUUUUUAAUUUAACAACUCCGGUCAACUUGGACCUACAAAAAAUGGAGAAAGAGUUGGAAAAGUUGGAGGAAGUUUGGGGUCUAGUUUAUCAAUGGGAAGAGUCAUGGGAAAAAUACAAAACCCAAACAUUUUGGGAGAUGGAAACUGAUGAAAUGGAGGAUAAUGUAAUGUUUUUGUUUAGAAACUUUAACCGACUUUCUCGUCAGCUAAAAGAUAAGGGUUGGGAUAUUAUCGACACCACAAGAGUAAAAGUCGACGCAUUCCGGCGCACCCUUCCGUUAAUAGGCGAUUUAAAGAACCCCUGCAUGAGAGAGCGGCACUGGGACAGAAUCAAAGCUUUGAUGGGAGUCGAAUUUGACCAGGACUCUGAAGACUUCAAAUUAGAAUUGAUAGUUAGAUUAAAUUUUCAAAUGUAUUCGGACGAUAUAGCUGAAAUAUCAAAUGCAGCUACAAUGGAAUUAAAUAUUGAAAAUGGGCUUAAAGCUAUUCGUGAAGUGUGGAAGAAUACAACUUAUGAAAUGCAACAUCAUAAAGGAGACAUGUAUAGAAUUAAAAAUGUUGAAGAUGUUAUGCAGUUUUUAGAAGACCAUCAAGUACAGUUGUCCUCAAUGAAAUCAACUAAAUACGUAGAACCAUUCAUUAAAGAAGUUGAUUAUUGGGAAAAGUCACUUGGCUAUGUUGCGGAAUGUAUCGAGAUUUCUUUACAAGUGCAAAGAAGAUAUUUGUAUCUGGAAAGCAUAUUCAACGGAGAAGAUAUUCGGAAACAAUUACCAAAUGAAGUUAUAAUUUUUGACACAUUGGCUGCUGAUUGGACAGAAGUUACGAGCAAAAUGCGAUAGGUUUGCCUGUCGCCAAAGCGAUGAUGUCAGAAGAUGGAGAGUGCAUCGAGUGGAGGUAUAACCUGGUGCUGGAUGGACCUGCCGAGGUGUGGCUAAACGG